UGAUGGUUAUUCUUAAACUAGCAAGUGAGAUUAUUGAAGAUGGAAAUCUAAACAAAUUGAAUUCACUCUUGUCUAUGCCAUUGACACAAGAGUUAGUUUAAACUCUAAGAAGGAUUUUUUUAUAUUUGCAAGAUAAAAAGUUAUUUGUGAUUUCAUAUGGAUCUGAAUGGAAUUAAUGGAACUUAAAAAAAAAUAAUAAUAAUAGAUAAAAUGAAAGUAAUUAAAUAGACAAUUUUUUGAAUGUGAAAUGGAGUGUCUUCUUAAGAUUGUUAUUCUAACAUUCAUUUUAUAAUGAUUUAUUAUUAAGCAUUGAAUAAACAAUUAAUUGUCCACCAUAUGUAAGACUAGUAGAAACAUCAGUUGAAAAAGGAUUUGAAAUUCCUAUUCAUUCUAAUUACUUUGAAGUAUUACAAUAUCUCACAUUUGAUUUUGAGAAAUUUAUCAUAUUAUUAAAAAGAUUUCCAGAAAUUGAAUAAACAGAUAAGGCUCAAUUUACUAUUUUUGUUUAAAAACAAUUAUCAAAGAUUACCAAUAAUUAAGAAAGACUUUCAUUUUCAAAAUUGAUAAAUACUCAUUUGGUUGAUAAAGUGGAUAAUCCAUUAAUUUUAGCUGAUUUCUUAUAACAUAGUAUAGAUAAUGGAAGUUUAGAAUUAAAAAUUAAUUCUCUUUAAUCUUUAUUGAUUUUAAUUACUAGAUUUAAUUAUAAUUUAGAAAAUUUCUAUGAAAGAGUAAAACUAUUCUCAUAUUCAAAUAGUUGAUACAAAUUAUUGAUACUGAAGGAGCAUUCGAAUGUUCAUCAAAAUCAAAAUUAUUUAAAUUAAUUGAUGUAGCAACUAAGUCAUCAAAAGUUCCCUUAUAAACAUUAGCUAGAAUAAUUUAAUCUGUACUUAGAGCUUUUCUUAAAGAAUCAUGUUCUUUAUAAUUGUCAGCUACUCAAUUAAUUUUUAACAUCUUCAAAAAGCAUGUUACACUAAAACAAUUUUUAUAAUAAGGUGAUACCUAACUAGUAGAAUUAGCAUCUUAUUAAAAGUAUUUUUUUUGACUUAAUUUAGCCAUUGGCAUCCAGAGAUUAAAAGAAUAAUAUCUUAUUUAGAAGAUGAUCUAAGUAUUUUUGAUUAUUUUAACCUUAAUGAUGUAAUCGAAUUGUAGGACCAAUAACUGUUAGAAGCGUAAUUUUGAC
Paramecium pentaurelia is the source of this 1180-nucleotide messenger RNA. Lineage: Eukaryota; Ciliophora; Oligohymenophorea; Peniculida; Parameciidae. The record is from the annotation of a GenBank genome assembly.